AUGGAAACUCGAGCAAAUGGGCAUAAAAUAACCGAAUUAGAAGAGAAAGUGCUUCUUCAGUAUAUAAUUGAUAUGGAUGAUAGAGGGUUUGCACCUAAAUUGAGUGGUGUGGAAGAUAUGGCGAAUUAUAUUCUUCAGUCGCGAGGGGCAAAGAAGGUUGGAAAGCUCUGGGCUCAUCGAUUCGUAAAGCGUCAUACGGAAUUAAAGAUGCGUUUUAAUCGCGUUUAUGACUUUCAAAAAGCUCUCUGCAAAGAUCCUAAGCUUAUUGAAAAAUGGUUUCAAAUGGUAUUGAAUAUACGAGCGAAAUAUGGUAUUCAGGAUUGCGAUUUCUACAAUUUCGACGAAACAGGCUUCAUGAUGGGGAUUAUAGUUGCCUGUAUGGUUGUAACUAGUGCUGAACGAAAUGGCAGAAGCAAGGCAAUACAACCAGGCAAUCGAGAAUGGGCUACAGCAAUUAUAUGUGGUAAUGGAGAGGGUGAAACUAUACCUCCAUUUCUGUUGGGUUUCUUGAGACUAGAAAGAGCAUCAGAUUGA
Sclerotinia sclerotiorum 1980 UF-70 is the source of this 534-nucleotide messenger RNA. RefSeq lists its product as hypothetical. The record is from RefSeq and is a predicted model, not a curated record. The transcript has a single exon. Bases 1 to 534 code for a protein of 177 amino acids. Gene Ontology annotation, molecular function: DNA binding. Gene Ontology annotation, cellular component: nucleus. Lineage: Eukaryota; Fungi; Ascomycota; Leotiomycetes; Helotiales; Sclerotiniaceae.